AUGAGAUUAAAUCCACGUGUUAUAUCGUCGGCAGUUGCAGUUGCAUUUACGUGUGUUGUGUCAGCGGCCGCAUACUAUUACAAAAGUCGAAACACUGAGAUCAAUGAAGUGAUGGUAUUCUGUAAAUUACAGUUCAAUGCUUAUAAUUACUUUGACAAAUUAGUCAGUUUCAUAGAAAGAGCAAAGUAUAAUGUGAACGUUUGCAUGCCCGGCAUCCACAAUCCGGCAAUUCAAGCCCGAUUGGUUAAUUUGAUAAAACAGAAAAAUAUUAAAGUUAAUAUCGUAAUUGAUCGAUCAGGAUACAAUGAGUCCACAGAAUUCUUCAUCAAGGAACUUAUUGAAGCCGGAGCUGAAAUUAAAUGCAAGGUAAAUGAACCAGUGUUUACGAUGCAACACAAAUUCUGCUUAGUUGAUGAUAAGAUUCUGAUGACGGGAACGCUCAAUUGGGGUAAUGACCGAUCUUUCGACCAUUGGAACUACGUCUAUAUUACUAGCAAACAACAGUUAGUUGAACCAGUGAAAAAUGAGUUUUAUCAAAUGUGGACCAUCGCUAGUGAUAUACAGUCCAUUUUUGACAUUUAUUGUGACAGUGACGCAGAAACUAUUGAAAUUCGCAACCCUGAUGCGACUUCAACUUCAGAUGAAAGUGGUGACCAACACGACACUGUCACAGUUGACAGCCCUAUUGAAACUAUAAAAAAACAAAUGACAGCCGAAAAAAUAAGUUCCAUCUCAAUUAAUUACCCUUGUAUUGAAGUU
Brenthis ino (lesser marbled fritillary) is the source of this 759-nucleotide messenger RNA. The record is from the annotation of a GenBank genome assembly. Lineage: Eukaryota; Metazoa; Arthropoda; Insecta; Lepidoptera; Nymphalidae.